AUGUCGAAUCCGGGUGACUACACUGUUGGUUGGAUAUGCGCUUUAGGGACCGAGUAUGUUGCCGCACAAGAGCUUCUAGACGACGAACACAACCCACCAGACUUUAUAUCUACGAACGAUACUAAUGACUAUACACUGGGAAGACUUGGGAAGCAUAACGUGGUCAUCGCUGUGCUGCCGGAUGGUGAGUAUGGAACGUCUUCUGCAGCUAAUGUAGCGACGCAUAUGCUCCACAGCUUUCCCAAUGUUAGGAUAGGUCUGAUGGUUGGUAUUGGUGGCGGCGCACCAAGUUCAAAGCACGAUAUUCGCCUGGGUGAUAUUGUGGUCAGCGCACCUCGCGACGGUGAGAGCGGAGUAUUCGGGUAUGACUUUGGCAAAGCUAUUCAGGGCCACGCUUUUCACUACACGCGGAUAUUAAACCAGCCGCCAAUAAGCCUGCGAACUGCCAUGAUAGGAAUUCAAGCUCAGUAUGAAAGAAAAGGUCAUCGACUUGAAGCAACCAUUAACGCAAUUCUGGAGAAAAACCCCAGGCUAGAAAAGAAAUACAAGCGCCCUGCGCCAGAAACAGAUAGGCUGUUUAAAGCCAAAGUUACACAUGACGCAUGUGGUUGCACAGAUUCCUGUGCCGCUGAACCAUCGAAUUUAGUGUUACGGGGGCCACGGACGGAAAACGAGGAUAACCCUGCCAUCCACUAUGGUAUAAUUGCAUCUGCAAACCAGUUAAUGAAGGACGCAACUAUUCGAGACAAGCUAGCGAAGGAGAAGGCUGUCUUGUGUUUUGAGAUGGAGGCAGCAGGGAUAAUGAAUCCCUUUCCGUGUGUGGUUAUUCGUGGUAUUUGUGACUACGCAGAUUCCCAUAAGAACAAGGAAUGGCAGGGUUACGCAGCAAUGGUGGCUGCUGCGUAUGCAAAAGAUUUGCUCAGUCGGAUACCUCCAAAUAAAGUGGAAGCUGAGAAAAAGAUCACCGACGUCAUGCCUGAUCUCCAUAAAUUAGCAGAGGAGCAUGUUGCUGUUGCUAAACAGCACCUUCAAGUCCACGAAAAUCAAGCUAAAGCAAGACGUAAAGAGAAACUAUCCGAAGAAGAACGAAAGUGUCAUCAGCUUUUCCGCCUCACAACUGGUAGUAAGGACGCUACAUACGAGUGGUAUAAAGAUCGAGUGGAAGAUAGGGUGGAAGAUACGUGCUUAUGGUUCCUACAUCAUGAACACUUCCAACAGUGGUUAAAGCAAGACUCUGGCCCUUUGUUGGUAUCGGCAGAUCCUGGUUGUGGAAAGUCAGUAUUGGCCAAGUACUUAAUCGAUCACGCCCUACCACAAUCGGCCUCUAUAUGCUACUUCUUCUUUAAGGACCAGGACCAGAAUACCACCCGGCAAGCGCUUUGUGCUCUACUUCACCAACUCUUCGAGAAGAAGCCAAUAUUAAUCAGGCACGCUAUGGCACAAUAUCACAAGGAUAGGCAAGGUUUAAUCAACUCCACAGAGUCUCUGUGGAAGGUUCUGCGAGAAGCUAUUAAAGAUCCCCAAGCAGGAUCUGUGAUAAUUGUCCUUGACGCCUUAGACGAAUGUGCCGCAUCAGAGCUUAAGGCCCUAGUACUAAAUGUGGAGAGGCAAUGCCGCAAUCUCAAGUUCGGCCAUAGCAAGUUGAAAUAUCUUCUAACAAGUCGCCCAUAUGCCCAAAUUAUGUCUAAUUUCUAUAGCUUAUUAAAAGCUUUUCCAAAUAUUCGCAUCCCGGGAGAGGAAGAGAAGAGUCUCUCACCAAAGAUUAAGAGCUAUUUAGCGAAAAAACUAUUAGAGACUACUCACCGCACUUAUCUCUGGGUAUAUAUCGUGUUCGACUACUUAGAGAAAGAAACGUUUAAAAAGACGAUAAGGGGAGUUAAGUCAACUAUUGCAUUGCUUCCGGGGACUAUUAAUGAAGCAUAUGAGAAAAUCCUUAGCAAAUCUAACGAAGAUCCAAUGGUUCGGAAAGUCCUAAGUAUUAUCUUAGCAGCGAGUCGUCCGCUAACACUCGCGGAAAUGAACAUUGCCGUGAACUUAGAUGAGACAUCACAGGCCAUUCACGACCUUGACCUCGAGAAUGAAGACGACUUUAAGUCGCGCCUUAGGUCUUGGUGUGGCUUGUUCGUCUCAAUUCACCAUAGCAAGAUUUAUUUCCUUCAUCAGACUGCUCGCGAGUUUCUCCUCGCCGAAUCAUCACUGCGUACAAAUACUCCGUCAGAGCUACACUGGCGUCAUUCCAUUAGUAUGCACCAGGCACAUGCCGUUCUUGCAAAGCUCUGCGUGCUCUAUCUGAGCUUAUUCAACUCCAACGUUAGCCUUCCGAUAGAUCCGACAGCGGAAACCGGCCAUUCCCACAAUAGUUUUCUUAACUACGGCUCCUCCGACGAUAGUUUCAUUACCUCCGACGAUAGUUUUAUUACCUCCGACGAUAGUUUCAUUACCACCUCCCAUGAUAGCUUCCCUGGCGAUGACUUCUUCGACAAUAACUUCUCCGUCGAUAAUCCUGCCUUCUUAGAAUACUCGGCCAAAAAUUGGGCUUCUCAUUUCCGCGAAGCCAAUAUCAUGGACGACGAUGGCAUAAUAUCGUCCGCUUUGGAAAUAUCUGAUCCAAAUUCGGAGAGCUUUUCAGCUUGGUUUGGGAUCUACUGGAAAGCCACACGUAUGCGGACUACCAAGUUUACGAGUCUCAUGGGAGCGUCAUAUUUUGGGCACAAUGUCAUUGUCAAGCUGCUGAUAGACAAAGGCGCCGAUGUCGACUUGAAGGACAGCAGGUAUGGUCGGACGCCGCUCUCGUGGGCCGCUAAGAAUGGUCAUGAAGCUGUCGUCAAGCUGCUACUAUAUAAGGGCGCUAAAGUCGACCCAAUAGACUGCAAAGGUGAGACGCCGCUCUUGUGGGCCACCGAAAAUGGUCAUGAAGCUAUCGUCAAGCUGCUACUAGACGGCGGUGCUAAAACUGACUCAAGGAGUCGGUAUGGUAAGAUGCCGCUCUCAGUGGCCGCUGAGAAUGGUCAUGAAGCCAUGGUCGGACUACUACUAGACAAAGGCGCCGAUGUCGACUUGAAGGACAGCGAGUAUGGUCGGACACCGCUCUUAUCGGCCGCCGAGAAAGGUUAUAACGCCAUCGUCAAGCUACUAAUUGAUAAAGGCGCCGAAGUUAAGUCGGGGGACCGCUACGGUCAGACGCCGCUCUUGUGGGCUGCCGGGAAUGGUCAUGAAGCUAUCGUUAAACUGCUACUAGACAAAGGCGCUAAAGUCAAUUUGGGGGACAGUAAUAGUCAGACGCCGCUCUUAUGGGCCGCCAGGAAUGGUCAUAAAGCUAUCGUUAAACUGUUACUAGAUAGAGGCGCUAAAGUUAAGUCAGGGGAUAUUAAUAGUCGAACGCCGCUCUUAUGGGCCGCCGGGAAUGGUCAUAAAGCUAUCGUUAAGCUGCUACUAGAUAAAGGCGCUAACGUUAAGUUGGGGGACAGCUUCGGUCAGACGCCGCUCUUAUUAGCCGCCGGGAAUGGUCAUAAAGCUAUCGUUAAGCUGCUACUAUAUAAAGGCGCUAACGUUAAGUUGGGGGACAGCUUCGGUCAGACGCCGCUCUUAUUAGCCGCCGAGAAGGGUCAUAAAGCUAUCGUUAAGCUGCUACUAGACAAAGGCGCUAAAGUUAAGUUAGGGGACAGUAAUGGUCAGACGCCGCUCUCGCGAGCCGCUAGGAAUGGUCAUAAAGCUAUCGUUAAGCUGCUACUUGAUAAAGGCGCUAAAGUGGACUCAAGAGACAGUAAUAGUUAG
Molecule: messenger RNA, 3774 nt
Organism: Pochonia chlamydosporia 170
Lineage: Eukaryota; Fungi; Ascomycota; Sordariomycetes; Hypocreales; Clavicipitaceae
Product: ankyrin repeat domain-containing protein
Exons: 3
Coding region: 1-3774 (1257 amino acids)
Biological process (GO): nucleoside metabolic process
Molecular function (GO): protein binding; catalytic activity
Source: RefSeq, a predicted model, not a curated record